This is a messenger RNA of Cryptococcus deneoformans JEC21, 893 nucleotides long. RefSeq lists its product as hypothetical. The transcript has 4 exons. The record is from RefSeq and is a predicted model, not a curated record. The coding region runs from base 133 to 726 and encodes 197 amino acids. NCBI's taxonomy places the organism in Eukaryota, Fungi, Basidiomycota, Tremellomycetes, Tremellales, Cryptococcaceae.
UUCUUCACCCUCUUCUUUCCUACCCUUCUCUUGUCUCCAUAACAGCCAUAUAUUGUCCGACGACAUACGCUCUUUGCUUAACUAUUUCCAACUCCUUUUAAUCCGUUCCAGGCAAAAAAUACAUCAGUCGACAUGUUUGCUCGUGCCUUCAUCCUCCUCACCGCCGUCGCUGGUGUCCUCGCCGACUUGACCGUGUCCUCCCCCGCCACUCUCAUCGAAUGCCAGCCGGCCCUUCUCUCUUGGUCCGGUGGUACCGCUCCUUAUUACCUUGCCAUUAUCCCCGGUGGUGAGGCCUCUGCCGCCUCCUUGAAGGAUUUCGGAGAGCAGUCUGGCACCUCUCUUACUUGGACUGUUGACAUUGCCUCUGGCAAUUCUGUGUCUCUUAAGGUUACAGACAGCACUGGUACCAUCAACUACAGUAGCCCUGUCACCAUCCAGGCUGGCUCUAGCAGCUCUUGUGUUUCUACUUCUACUGCCGCCACAGGUUCCACUGAGUCCACGGACUCCUCUUCUUCUGCCAGCACCGCCGAUGCCGCCGCGUCGUCCUCCUCUUCCGACUCUACUUCCGCUUCCAGCGCCGCCUCUGCUGCCGCUUCCACGACUUCUGCUUCUGCUAGCGCUUCUACCAGCGCCUCUUCUGACUCUGGCGCCAAGGGUUUCGCCUCCGUCUCCCUCAUUGCCACUGCUCUCUUUGCUGUGACCGCCGGUGCCAUUGCUCUCUGGUAAACAGCUGGAGAAAGUUCAGUUGUCCUUUCGCUUUCGACUCAAUAUUUAGCUUUAUGUUCUACUCAUAGAUCUCACUUUGUGACGGAUUUAGAUACGAAGAUUCAUCCUAACGCCUGAUAUGUCUAUAUACGACGUUCUUUCAUGCAUUCGUUCAGCCCGUUUUCUAU